This is a messenger RNA of Pediculus humanus corporis (human body louse), 3555 nucleotides long. RefSeq names its product Helicase, putative. Bases 1 to 3555 code for a protein of 1184 amino acids. Gene Ontology annotation, cellular component: Ski complex. Lineage: Eukaryota; Metazoa; Arthropoda; Insecta; Psocodea; Pediculidae. Gene Ontology annotation, biological process: nuclear-transcribed mRNA catabolic process, 3'-5' exonucleolytic nonsense-mediated decay. The transcript has 14 exons. The record is from RefSeq and is a predicted model, not a curated record. Gene Ontology annotation, molecular function: RNA helicase activity; ATP binding; RNA binding.
AUGGAUUUAGUAGUUGAUUUACCUUUUGGAGUUCCUCCAAUAUUACCCGAUGUUGGAAAACAGUUACAAGAAUAUAUUUUAUGUCCUGAUAAAUUACCCAUUCACAAUUUUGAAACAUCUCAGCAACAUUGGGAUGAAGAACCUGAUACCUCUGCUCUGUACUUAAGUGAUUUAUCUGAAAAUAGCACUAUUUUAAAACUUGACCGAGAUUUAAGAAGCGGUGAAUUAAGAUCUUUUACAGAAGUUCUCUGUAAUGGAGAUUCUUUACCUACGAUAAAUAAAGAAGAACAAUCCAAAACUAUAGAUGAUAUUAUAGAAGUUUUAGAAAAUGUUGGUGACGUUAUAGAAACUGAAGAAAAUGAAAAGUCAGUUAAACAAAAUGAAACAAGUGAUUCUAACUUCAUUAAUUUAGUCGACUUAUUAAAGGGUGGUCAACAUUUAUUAGAAGUAACCAAUAGUUCUUUUGAACUUGAAAACGAAGAAGAUAAACAUGAAAAUAAAAAUGAUACGGAAGAAAUAUCAGUUGAAGAAUCAGAUGUGAUAAGCAGUAUUCCAAAUGAAGUAGCAUUCAAAGCUCCAGUUAUAAGAUUGUCAGAUGUUACCCCAUUAAAAGGGGUAACUUCUACAGAAUGGGCAGAGGUAAUUGAUGUUAGCCUACCUGUCACAGAUUUUUAUGAAAAAAUCCCAGAUAUGGCCUUUAAAUACAAUUUCGAACUUGAUACAUUUCAGAAACAGGCUAUCUUAAAAUUAGAAGAGCAUUGUAGUGUUUUGGUAGCUGCUCAUACUUCAGCUGGUAAAACAGUCAUUGCAGAAUAUGCCAUUGCAUUAUCUCAGCGUCAUAUGACCCGUACCAUUUACACUUCCCCAAUUAAGGCUUUAUCAAAUCAAAAAUAUAGAGAUUUUAGAAAUACUUUUAAAGAUGUAGGACUCAUUACAGGAGAUUUUCAAGUAAAUCAGACAGGAACAUGUCUUAUAAUGACUACAGAAAUUUUAAAAUCCAUGUUAUUAGCACAAAAUGAUAUCAUUAGAGAUUUGGAAUAUGUAAUUUUUGAUGAAGUACAUUACAUAAAUGAUUUUAAAAGAGGACAUGUGUGGGAGGAAGUUGUCAUUUUACUUCCGUCGCAUGUGAGCAUUGUAAUGCUUAGUGCAACAGUUCCAAACACUUUGCAAUUUGCCGAUUGGGUAGGAAGAACUAAACAACAAAAAAUGUAUGUUAUUAGUACUACUCAAAGGCCUGUUCCUUUAGAACAUUUUCUAUACACUGGAUCUGGAGGAAAUAGUAAAGAUGAAAGAUUUUUAAUUUUAUCAGCUACAAAUGAAUUUCAAAAAAAAGGAUAUUUAGAAGCUGUUGAAGCCAAAAAAAAAAGAGAAAGUAAACAAAAAAAUGUUGUAAAAGAAAGACCACAAACAGGAAGAAAACAAGACACAACUAUGUGGGUAGCAUUAAUAGAACACUUACAAAAACAUGAUAAGUUGCCUAUAGUGGCAUUUAUUCUUUCUCAAAAGAGAUGUGAUGAAAAUGCUAGUAGCUUAAUGUCAGUGGAUUUAACUACAGCCAAAGAAAAAUCACAUGUACGACAUUUUUUUCAACAGAGUAUUCAAAAAUUGAAGGAGCCUGAUCAAACUUUGCCUCAAAUACUCAAAAUGCAAAAACUACUUGAAAAUGGAAUUGGAAUUCACCACAAAGGCAUAUUACCUAUUCUAAAAGAAAUAGUUGAAAUGCUUUUUCAAGAACGAUGCGUAAAAAUUCUGUUUGCUACUGAAACAUUUGCAAUGGGAGUAAAUAUGCCAGCUAAAACGGUUGUUUUCGAUUCGAUACAUAAAUACGACGGAUCUGAAAAAAGAAUGCUUUUGCCAUCCGAAUAUAUUCAAAUGGCUGGAAGAGCAGGCAGAAGAGGGCUCGAUAAAACAGGAACCGUUAUUAUAAUUUGUAGAGAGGACAUGCCAACUGAAAAUAAUUUAAUACAAUUAAUGAAAGGUAUACCAAAAAAAAUUGAAUCACAAUUUCGUUUAACCUAUUCUGUAAUUUUAAAACUUGAGAGGAAAAAAAUCGUGGCAGAAGGAAGAGUAACCGUGGAAGAAAUGAUGGCAAACAGUUUUAAAGAAGCCGAUCAUAUAAUAAAAAAGAAAACGUACACGCAAUCUUUGGAACAAGUAGAAAAUAAUUUAUCAAGUUUAGAAAAAACAAUUGAAAAGAAUAAUGUAUGGGAAGAAGUCCGAGACAGUUGUUCCAUACUCUUAGACUAUAUAAAAAAUUGGGCAGUUUUGAGUUCAAAAAUUUUUACCGAUAAGAAAGGAUUAAAACUUGUAACUCCCGGUCGUGUUGUUUUACUUACUCAUAAAUCUCACAUAAAUAAAUUAGGAAUUAUAUUGUCUUGCGAAUAUAAAAAAAAUGUUAAAUUUAAAGUUUUAGUACUGGAUAAUAAAAUUGACAAAUCAAAAGACAACUCAGAGACUGAUAAAGACUUUAAAUCAAUUGAGAAUGAAUGGUAUAAACUAAUUGGCUUAUUAAAUUUAAAUAAAAUAUUUGUACCCGACGAUUUGGGCGUUCAUACUGUCAUAACUAUUGACGCUUCGGAUAUUUUCGAAGUAACAACUAUUCUAUUGAAAAUAGACUCUAAAAUAAUUUUAUCAGAUUGGGAUAAUAGGCAAAUCCCUAGAUUUCGAGAUAAUCCACCUGGGCAAACAUUUCAAAGAGUUUUGGAAGAAUUAACGGAAAUAACUCACACUUAUGCUAAUUCGGAAGAGAAAAUUGAAUAUUUAAAUUUAUUAAAAGAUUUUAAAAUAAGUAGCAAAGAAGAUUUUAAAAAUUUCCACGAGUUGGUCAAAUUAAAAACAAAAGUUUGCGAAAGUAAUACUUUAACUGAUCAUGAGCAAUUGAAAAAAUUUUUCAAACUUUUAUGUUUGGAAAAAAAGAAAGAAAAUUUAAAAUUUUUGCUGUCGUAUCAAAGUAUGUCUUUGUAUUCCGAUUACAAAAGCAGAUUAGCCGUUUUAAAAAUGUUGAAUUAUCUUGACAGUAAAAAUUCAGUUCAAAUGAAAGGGAAUGUUGCUUGCGAAAUGAGCAGUCAAGAACUUCUCAUUACAGAAUUAGUAUUUAGAAAUGCUUUGAACGAUUUGCAACCACCGGAAAUAGCGGCAUUAUUAUCUUGUUUCGUUUAUCAAGGGAAAAAAAAAAAUGAACCACUUCAACUAACGGCUACCCUAGAAGCAGGAAUUGCAAGAAUAAAAAAAAUAGCCAAAGAUGUUUUUGAAGCAGAAGAGAUAUGUGGUGUAAAUCAGGCAGAAGCAACGGGAAAUGAAGAAAACAUGAAUUUCGAUUUAGUUCCAGUAGUUUAUGAAUGGGCUAGAGAAAAGCCUUUUGCACAAAUUAUGACAUUAACUGAUGUCCAAGAAGGUAUUAUAGUUCGUUGUAUACAACAGUUAAAUGAAACAAUCAAAGAAGUGAAAAAUGCAGCGAAAAUUAUUGGAGAACCCACAUUACAACAAAAAAUGGAAGAUGCAUCCAAUGCAAUAAAAAGAGACAUUGUUUUUGCAGCUAGCCUUUACAUGCAGUAA